Molecule: messenger RNA, 823 nt
Organism: Actinia tenebrosa (Australian red waratah sea anemone)
Lineage: Eukaryota; Metazoa; Cnidaria; Anthozoa; Actiniaria; Actiniidae
Product: thioredoxin, mitochondrial
Biological process (GO): cell redox homeostasis
Cellular component (GO): mitochondrion
Molecular function (GO): protein-disulfide reductase activity
Source: RefSeq, a predicted model, not a curated record
CUUGGUCGAGAGGGACUGGAAUGUUUACUGAAAAAAAUUAGAACAUUUUCGUCAACAAAAGACUAUUCUCUUUGAUCAUUUGUUCUAUUCCUUUAAAACAUUUAAAUAAGAACAAUGGCACAUCGACUUGCAUCUCACCAUCGUGCRUUCUUCUCACCAAAGUAUUUCUCUGGUACCUCAGCUCAUAUUACGACAUCUUCRGUAUUCCGAAAGACUUUUGAUAUCAAGAGUGAAGAUGAUUUUGGUGUAGUCCAUGUAAGGCUUUGGCUCCAAAAUUAGAAGCAGCAGUAGCCAAUCAAGAAGGCAAGGUUGAACUGGCCAAAGUGGAUGUCGAUGAGCAAGGAGAAUUAGCCUUUCAGUAUGGAGUCAAUGCUGUACCUACUGUUCUUGGAAUAAAGAAUGGUCAGAUUGUAGGACAAUUCCAAGGACUGGUAGAUACCCCAAAAAUAGUUGAACUUGUAGAAAAACUAACAAAAUGAUUUUUUUAGAUACUAAAUUUGAGUUAUAACUGCAUAGAUAUGUGUAAAUCAAGUAUUCAUCUUUAUUUUCAAAACACUGUGAUUUUUAAAUCUUUUGUUGAAAAUAUUUUAAGCAGAUUAAUUUAAUACCAACUUUUUUUGAAGAAUUAGUGAAAUCAUGACAUUUGAACACUGCAUUUUAUAGGUUGAUAUUUCUAGUUAUUGUUUAAUGAUUUAAUUUGUGCAUUACUCUCCUCCCCACUCACCCCUCCAUCACUUCACUUGAUAUUCUUCUCAUAGUCUGCAAUAUAUGUUUUAAAAGAGAAGCUUUUAAAUUUCAGAAAUAAAGUCAAAGCUUGAUUGAU